CUUUACAGUUAUCCAGGUAGGACAAAACAAAAGAAAAACGAACGAGGGAAAGGAAGAAAAUAUAAAAGACUUUCAGUCUACACGCAAACACACUGUAAACGUUUUGUCGACCACAUGAAUACACUUCAGUUAGUUCGUAAACAGAACAGGAAUACUGUAUCACCACCAUUUUAUGAUGUAACUCAAGGUUAUUCAUCAGACGGAAGUGUACCAGACAGAAUUAAAUUUUUUAAUGCCAAAGAAUAUGAGGAUAUAUUGACAAUUGAUAAACUGGUUACAAAUCCAAGAAGACAUUCAUCAGCUUAUAAUUUCAGCAGUCAUAAUAAUUCACAAGAACAGUUAACCUCAAAUGACAAAGUUAGACGAGUAUUAAUUGGCGCUAGACGAAACGAGCUUAGAAAACAAUUAACACGUGAAGAAUAUUGUUUAAGUGAAGAAAUACGUGAAAAAUAUGGUGGGUGCUUAUCUGUCAUCAUGAGAAAAUAUCGGAUUACUGUGGUGAAUGGAAAAAAUAAAAUUCUACUUUGUCGAGAUUAUUGGUCACAUGAAAUGAAUAACAAGACCUGUACAGAAGGUAAAAAAGAAGGGAAAGAUGAAAACUAUGAUCUACAAUGCUUUGAUAUGAGUUGGAUGGCUGAAAGUUGUGAAAUCCUUUGUGAAACAGGCAGUUUAAAAGAAGCUAAUAUUCAGUCAUCAGAGUCAGUCUUUUUCAGCCCUAAUAAAAGACGAAGAAUUGUUAAUGAGGAUGAAUGUUUUGUCAAAGAAGAUUUUCCUUCAGAGGCUAUGGAAAAUCAGAGUCGCGUAUUUGAAGACAACAUUUUCACAGACUGUGACAGUAGUCUGGAAGAUAACAGAAAGAUUGCUUGUAAUUUUAUCUCAUCACAAAAUGCCAUGGCGGUACCUACAAUCAGUCGUACCCCCAUAUCGUCAUUAAAAAGUACAACAAAGUAUCUGAAGGAACUAGUAACAUCUUUAAGAGAAGUUCAAGGUCUCCUGCAGAAAGUCUGUGAUGCUCAGAUGAAAAUUCUGCAACAUCUACACUUGGGAGCAGAAGAAGCAAAAGAAUUGAUUCAGCCUCAGUACACUUCUGCUGAAAAGUUAGAUGACAUAAAGCUACCUAUCAAAACAAUGGAUAUGUUACAAGAAUUUGAUAGAAGACUUUGUCAAUGUAAAUCCUAUUACGAACAGAUAAUGUGUCAAAUGUUUUUAAAAGUUCAAAAUAACAUCAGUAAAUCAACUCGUCGACUAUUAAGCAGCAUACUGGAUACAAACCUUGCACGUUUAAUGACAUAUAAAGGAACAGUAGAUAAAAUAAGCGUACGACGUCAUACCUUCUAUACAUUAAUAGUUGAUGUAAUUAUGAGAAAGCAGUUAGACACGGGGAGGGGGGGGACUAAAGAAGAGAUUUUGAAAGGUAUUGUAAGAGCAACGAAAAACUGGUUUCAUGAUCAAAGAGUAAGAAGAAAGAAGACUGAUCAGUCGUCAAAUGAAAAGAUGGAUGUCGUUUGCCAACCUGGAUGUAGCAAUUCACUGUUGUAG
Trichobilharzia regenti is the source of this 1539-nucleotide messenger RNA. NCBI's taxonomy places the organism in Eukaryota, Metazoa, Platyhelminthes, Trematoda, Strigeidida, Schistosomatidae. The record is from the annotation of a GenBank genome assembly.